This is a messenger RNA of Portunus trituberculatus (swimming crab), 2142 nucleotides long. Its product is annotated as putative peptidyl-tRNA hydrolase PTRHD1. Bases 122 to 541 code for a protein of 139 amino acids. The record is from RefSeq and is a predicted model, not a curated record. Lineage: Eukaryota; Metazoa; Arthropoda; Malacostraca; Decapoda; Portunidae. The transcript is spliced from 3 exons. Gene Ontology annotation, molecular function: peptidyl-tRNA hydrolase activity.
UAGUGUUUACUUCUGCAGCAGGCGGCACGUGGAGGUGUUCUCGCAGCAGCCACACACACAGCCACAGCCGCCACUGCAUAACCACUGGCUCACCACAUACAAUUAUCGAUAGUGUGGCAGCAUGUCCAACAGUGUGGCAGGACUGGUGCAGUAUGUGGUGGUACGGAAAGACUUAUUUACCUGCCUGGCUUGGCCUGUGGGAGCUGUCAUUGCCCAGGCCUGUCAUGCUGCCACGGCUGUCACCCAUCUCUUCCAUGACGAUGACAACAUGAAAACCUACUUAGCAGAUCUGGACAACAUGCACAAGGUUGUGUUAGGAAUAGAUGGUGAAGCCAAAAUAAGACAGCUGUCAGAGAAGCUGAGUGAGGCAGCAGUGGAUCACAAGCUCUGGAUAGAGCAGCCUGAGGACAUCCCAACCUGCCUGGUGACCAAGCCUUACCCCAAGCAGGAGGUGAGCAAGUACUUCAAGAAGCUCAAACUCCUGAAGGUAGACGAAGCACAGGCACAGUCACCAAAAACUGAAGAGAACACCUCUCAGUGACUGUGACUGCAGAGAAGUAAGUGCUUGUGUGGCCUUGGAGGAGUAAAAGUAAUUGGUUUGGUUUGGAAGUGAACAGAUGCUGAUGUGAUUUAUGGAAGUGACCUGGUGAUGUGACCUGAAAAGAGAGAGUAUCCUCUCUGUGACUCAAGAAGAAAGAAAGGCAACCAGUGUGACCUCCAGGAGUAAUUGCCACUGUGACCUGAAAUAGCAAUUGGCAAUGUGACCUCAAGGGACAGCUGGCACUGUGACCCUAAGGGACAACUGGCAGUGUGACCUCUAGGGACAACUGGCACUGUGACCUCAAGGGACAACUGGCACUGUGACCCCAUGGGACAAUUGGCAGUGUGACCUGAAGGGACAACUGGCACUGUGACCCCAAGGGACAGUUGGUAGUAUGACCUCAAGGGACAACUGGCAGUGUGACCUCAAUGAACAACAACUGGCAGUGUGACCUCAUGGGACAACUGGCAGUGUGACCUCAUGGGACAACUGGCAGUGUGAUCUCAAGGGACAACUGGCAGUGUGACCUCAAGGGACAACUGGCAGUGUGACCUCAAGGGACAACUGGCAGUGUGACCUCAAGGGACAACUGGCAGUGUGACCUCAUGGGACAACUGGCAGUGUGACCUCAAGGGACAACUGGCAGUGUGACCUCAUGGGACAACUGGCAGUGUGACCUCAAGGGACAACUGGCAGUGUGACCUCAAUGAACAACAACUGGCAGUGUGACCUCAAGAGACAACUGGCAGUGUGAUCUCAAGGGACAACUGGUAGUGUGACCUCAUGGGACAACUGGCAGUGUGACCUCAAGGGACAACUGGCAGUGUGACCUCAUGGGACAACUGGCAGGGUGACCUUAAGGGGCAACUGGCAGUGUGACCUCAAGGGAGAACUGGCAGUGUGAGCUUAAGGGACAACUGGCAGUGUGACCUCAGGAGACAACUGGCAGUGUGACCUGAAGGAGCAACUGGCAGUGUGACCUCAAGGGACAGCUGGCAGUGUGACCUCAGUUAAGGGACAACUGGCAAUGUGACUUCAAGGGACAACUGGCAGUGUGACCUGAAGGAGCAACUGGCAAUAUGACCUGGAGAAAUUAGUUGACCGUGUAAUCUUGAGUUAUUGAGGCGCGGAACAUUAUUGAAAUGUGUUACUUAUGUAAUAACGCGCACUUGUGUGUGUGUGUGUGUGUGUGUGUGUGUGUUCCAUGCAUCUCUACAAUAAACAGUUUACUGGCUCGUAAGUGUUUUUUAGAACUCACAAAAGAAAUAAUGCAUUGCUACCGAGCCACACUCAUGUUUCCUCAACAUUUGUCUGCCUAUAGUUUGGCACGUGCUGUAAACGUACACGUGUCGCCAAGCCUUUCAGUGUUUUCACGAGUAUUAUAUUACAUUUCGAUCAUUGUUAUUAUUGCUAUCAGUUUCCCUCAUUGAGUCCCAGUGAUACUUAUAGGCAGGGGAGAGAUAUCGUGUUCCAUGAGCCAGAAGCCACUCUCAGCUGUAUCCUUCUCAAAUUCAGCGCUUCACAUACUGCCAACCGCAUCAGGUACUGCUCGUGUAACUGUUCUGCAAUAUCCUUGGUGAAUAAAGCAUUCCAAGCCUUAA